GUGUUUUCCGACAGGCAGUGAAGGCACCCCCGUGUCGUUGAGCUCUCCGUUGAUUCCCACGCUGCUGGAGUAACGUCUGUGUUGUCCUGGAUGGAAGACAGUCUGGCUCCAGAAAGACAACCAUUUGGAGGAGUAUAAUCUGCCAUCAUGGUGAACCAGGUUCAGCAAAGGGACGGCAGCUGGCAGCCAUGCAAGAGCGACUCCAGCGGAGCCAGCAACAGUGGCGGGGAGAGUUCCAAGGAGAGUUCCCGGUGCUCCACACCGGUGCUGGACGCAGACCGGUUGGACAGGCUGCGGGACAAGAUGAAAAGGAGGAUAGAGUCCGGGGACCGCUGGUUCUCGCUGGAGUUCUUUCCUCCUCGUACGGCCAGUGGAGCCGUCAAUCUUAUUUCAAGGUUCGACCGUAUGGGCUCCGGAGGGCCUCUCUUCAUCGACAUCACCUGGCACCCAGCAGGGGACCCGGGCUCAGACAAAGAGACCUCAUCCAUGAUGAUCGCCAGCACGGCCGUAAACUACUGCGGGCUGGAGAGCAUCCUGCACCUGACCUGCUGCAACCAGACCAGAGAGAAGAUCACAGGGUACCUGGCCAAGGCUAAACACCUGGGCUUAAAGAACAUCAUGGCUCUGAGGGGAGAUCCCAUUGGAGUCGACUGGGAGGAAGAGGAGUGCGGCUUCAACUUUGCCAUCGAUCUCGUGAAGCACAUCCGAUCAGAGUUUGAUGACUACUUUGACAUCUGUGUCGCUGGAUACCCGACCGGCCAUCCCGAGGCGGAGAGCUACGAGGAGGACCUCCGACACCUGAAGGAGAAGGUGGAUGCUGGAGCAGACUUCAUCAUCACUCAGCUCUUCUUCAGGGCGGACACUUUUCUUAAGUUUCUGGACGACUGCAGAGCGAUUGGCAUCACGUGUCCCAUCUUACCUGGAAUCUUCCCCAUUCAGGGUUACCAGUCUCUGCGUCAGCUCGUCAAACUGUCGAAGCUCGAGAUCCCUGAGGAGAUCACCGAAGUCAUCGAGCCGAUCAAAGAUAACGACGCUGCGAUCCGAAACUACGGCAUUCAUCAGGCGGUGGAGAUGUGUCGAGUGCUGCUGGACAGCGGGAAGGUGCCAGGUCUUCACUUCUACACGCUGAACCGAGAGGUGGCCCCCAUGGAGGUGCUGAGACAGCUGGGUCUGUGGAUAGAGGACCCCAGACGGCCUCUCCCCUGGGCGGUGAGCGCUCAUCCCAAACGAAAAGUGGAAGAUGUGCGACCCAUCUUCUGGGCAUCCAGACCAAAGAGCUACAUCUACAGGACGCAGGACUGGGACGAGUUCCCCAACGGCCGAUGGGGGAACUCGUCAUCUCCAGCUUUCGGUGAGUUAAACGACUACUACCUGUUCUACCUGAAGAGCAAAUCCUCCAAAGACGCUCUGCUGCAGAUGUGGGGUGAGGAGUUGAUGAACGAGGAGAGCGUCUUCGAGGUCUUCACCAGUUACAUCUCAGCACAGCCCAACCGCAACGGAAACAAGGUGAUGUGUCUGCCGUGGAAUGAUGAGCCUCUGGCUCCAGAAACAAACCUACUGAAGGACGAGCUGGAGAAGGUGAACCGACGAGGAGUCCUGACCAUCAAUUCGCAGCCCAGCAUCAAUGGGAAACCCUCCACGGACCCCAUUGUGGGCUGGGGCCCUGCAGGAGGAUACGUCUUCCAGAAGGCGUACCUGGAGUUUUUCACCUCCAGUGAAAACGUCACAGCUCUCCUUAAAGUCUUGAAGAAGUACGAGCCGCGGGUCAACUACCACAUCGUCAACGUGCAUGGACGUAACCUGACCAACGCCCCCGACAUGCAGCCCAAUGCCGUGACAUGGGGAAUCUUCCCUGGCAGAGAGAUCGUCCAGCCGACCGUCGCAGACCCGGUCAGCUUCAUGUACUGGAAGGAUGAGGCGUUCGCCCUGUGGAUCGAGCAGUGGGCCAAACUCUACGAGGACGAGUCUCCUUCGCGGAUGAUCAUCAAGUACAUCCACGAUAACUACUUCCUGGUGAAUCUGGUGGACAAUGACUUCCCUCUGGAGAACUGUCUGUGGCAGGUCAUCGACGACAUGUUCGAGCUGCUCGACACUCCUCCUGAGCAGCUCCACGACGGAGCCGUCUCAGAUUGAACCGGUUCUGCGUUUUUGAUGACAUUAACGAACUGUUUGAGUUUAUGCAAAGUCAGAAAAGCUGCUGAAUCACAUUUUGGGUAAGAAGUUUAAUUAACGGUAUUUUUAAAGCUUUUUAUAAAUGUUUGUGAGUGAAUGGAAAUUAAACUGCACUGCCUCGCCUGAACUAAAGCAGAGUUGACCCUUUGGAUAUGAAAGUAUUUUUCAUGCUGUGUAGCACUUCGCGCUGAAACUUGACCCAUCAUCAUGAAAGAUCAUCAAAUACAAAACACCUUAACAUGAAUGUUACCAUGCAAACACUUAUAGAAUUAUAUUUUUAUUUUCAUGGAAGAGAAUCAGAGUAAAAAUUUGUACUGAUGUGAGAAAACCUGCUGUAGAUUUUUGUGUGUGAUGAUUUUAUGAACCACAGAGAAAAGUUACACGUUCAUCCUGCUGCCUUAACAUGUUUAAACGUACGUCGUAUUUAUUUGUUUCUCUGCUCAUUAAAUAGUUUUCAGGAGUGAACCAUGAAAA
Notolabrus celidotus (New Zealand spotty) is the source of this 2646-nucleotide messenger RNA. It is a transcript of the gene mthfr, whose product is annotated as methylenetetrahydrofolate reductase (NAD(P)H). Gene Ontology annotation, molecular function: methylenetetrahydrofolate reductase [NAD(P)H] activity; FAD binding. Gene Ontology annotation, biological process: tetrahydrofolate interconversion. NCBI's taxonomy places the organism in Eukaryota, Metazoa, Chordata, Actinopteri, Labriformes, Labridae. Bases 148 to 2133 code for a protein of 661 amino acids. Gene Ontology annotation, cellular component: cytosol. The transcript is spliced from 12 exons. The record is from RefSeq and is a predicted model, not a curated record.